This is a messenger RNA of Poeciliopsis prolifica (blackstripe livebearer), 3521 nucleotides long. RefSeq names its product fibroblast growth factor 18-like. Gene Ontology annotation, biological process: limb morphogenesis; positive regulation of protein phosphorylation; dorsal/ventral pattern formation. Gene Ontology annotation, molecular function: type 2 fibroblast growth factor receptor binding; type 1 fibroblast growth factor receptor binding; growth factor activity. Bases 1462 to 2094 code for a protein of 210 amino acids. Gene Ontology annotation, cellular component: cytoplasm. The record is from RefSeq and is a predicted model, not a curated record. The transcript is spliced from 5 exons. NCBI's taxonomy places the organism in Eukaryota, Metazoa, Chordata, Actinopteri, Cyprinodontiformes, Poeciliidae.
UUUUAACGUGUCAUGUAAAUCAGUAGCUGGGGCUUUUCUCUUAAUUUCCCACCAAACCAGCAGAAGAAGACCCUAUGAAAACCCCACGCAUGGGAAGUAUAUGUAACCAUUUAGAAUCAUUUUAAAUGUCAAUGCAUAAGGAAUCCCGGGGAUCCAGUUUUAAUGGGACAAUAAAACCGAACCACAAAGUUGUUUCUCUCUCUCCCCCCCCCUCUCUGUCUCUUUUGUUUAAGUUGCAGCCUCACUUCAACGCUGCCAGCUCUGUAGCACUCGUAAACACAUUCACACUUCUCUUUUAUUUAAAUAUCGGUUACGUUAUGGCACAUAAUUGAAGAGAGAAAAAAAUGCAUUUGAAUGGUGUCUGGCGGAGCAGGUCCAAUCCACAAACCCACACUGAUUUAAAAAGCGCACAGAAAGGAGAGAGACAGGACCAGUUUCUGUUCCUGGAAGAGCAAAGGCACCUCAACAAUCAAGUUAAUUAAAACUACUGCGGGUGUCAGAAAAAAGGGAAUUAUAUUCAUAGCCAUUAAUUAUUUAAAAAAGUACACAAUUUGCAUAAUGAAGUAGAUUAAGACUCAUCUUUAAAUUAGAUUAUCAGUGCUGACUCUGUUAAGGUCUAAUUUCUUCUUCUUUUAUUAAGUUUGUGAAGAAAAGGAAAUCCUACUUAAAAAAAAAAAAAAGUUAAACUAUCUCCUUGCGCUUUGCCCACCAGGAGAAAAAAAAAUCUCUAAAGCUGAUGGUCUCUCUGCGAUUACCCUAUCAGGUGCAAACCGCUGACAUGUUUCCACCCACCAACAACAAAAAAGCCUCUCUGUGCCCAAAUCUCCAGCCGCAGUCGCACAAACACCGCUGACAGGCAGGCAGCAGGCAGGCAGCGCUGCGCUAUCACCAGCCUCUCCAGGGAUCUACGACUUUUACUGUCACUGCGAGAUUUUUUGAAUUUUAAUUUCACCUGGAUAAGUUUAUCUGCUUGCCUUGUUUUUUGAGGACCGCUUUAUUUGAUUUUCCCCCCUAACAUUCCUACAAUGUCAGAAUAAAAUGUGCCUUGCAAGGUGUAGAAAUCCCCCACAGGUACGGACCAAGAUGAAGAGCCUGUGAUCUCUGGAGGAGCAGAAGCUCAAAGGAUAUUUUUUUAAGUAAGGGGAAUUUUUUGAGACGUCGCAGCUUGGCUCCAGUUUAAGGUGAACUUUUGAUACUCUGAGGACCUGAUCUGAGAAGUUAAUCUUUGGGAUAGUUCCCCCAACAAGGAAGCGCCCAAUGUUGUACUCCGUGCCUUUCCUGCUGCAUAUAUCCUUACAUUGGGAUUCAGUCUCCUGCUUACCGCCGGAGUUGUGUGCGUAAAAAGACGCGCAGCGGAGCGAAAGCCAGAGAGAGACAGAGAAGGAGGCGAUCCCGCCAACCUUUCCCGGGGCUCUGAGUGCGUGAAGCAGGUGUAUUUGAGCCGUCUUUCUGAAAGCCAAGAUGUCCGUGCUGCCUUCGAGGUUCCUCUACCUGUGUUUACACUUUCUGGUUUUCUACUUCCAGCUGCAGGAAUCGCAGCAGAGCACUGCCGAUUUCAGGUUUUACAUUGAAAACCACACGAGGAACCCAGAUGACCUGAGCCGAAAGCAGGUCCGGAUCUACCAGCUCUACAGCAGGACCACAGGCAAACACGUCCAGAUCCUGGGGAAGAAAAUCAAUGCCAACGGAGAUGAUGGGGGCAAGUAUGCCCUUCUUGUUGUGGAGACAGAAACAUUCGGAAGUCACGUUCGAAUAAAAGGAAAAGAAAGUGAACAUUAUAUUUGCAUGAACGACAAGGGCAAAAUUGUCGGAAGGCCUGAUGGAAGGAGGCAAGAGUGUGUCUUUGUCGAGGAAUUCCUGGAGAACAACUACACGGCUCUUGUAUCGGCCAAGUACAAAGGAUGGUACCUUGGCUUCAACCGGAAGGGCCGGCCCAAGAAAGGCUCACGCACCACGCAGAGGCAACAGGAAGUCCACUUCAUGAAGCGCCAGCCGAAGGGUCGAGUGGACCCGUUGGAGGAGUUCCGUUUCACCACAGUAACUAAGCGGACACGAAGGGCUCGGCGGUUAAAAACCAACCCCAAGAGGAACUGACGGGACCGUUGGGAAAGCACUAGAUGUCCUCACAGGAGGAAACAGAAACUGAAAAUCUCAAGCUUCUUAAAAGAAUCACCUUAAAGACUCUGCUUCUGUAACAGAAAGACAAACUAAAAGAACAAAAAGUCAAAGAUGUUUUAUUUUUGUAUUUCAGGAUGACUGAAUAUUUCCUGACUCUUGGAUUCUCCUGGGUUGAUGUCUUUGUGCUAAUGUUUCUGUCAUGUUAUUUAUACCGGAUAAACUCAAGGACCUCUGAGAGAACUCGUGUCGCUGCUGUCCUCAGCCACGUUUGAACUGCAAGCUGAAGGCAUACUUUCUUUUUGACAAUGGGAGCUGAAGCAGGAGCUGACGCAAUGUUAUAAAAAUCAGCCAACUAGAGAUUUAUUGGAAUACCUGUCGGUUUUUGUUUGUGUUACCCCUGACAACGCGGAUCCCAUACUUUCCACUGGAAUUAGACACCAUGGAGAUGAAACGGAGAGAGGCGGCAGGUGACACCGCGCUGCCGGGAUAACUGUGUAGCUUUGAGUGCAAUAUUUUACAAGUCUCUUGUCCUCUACGUUCUUUCCAUAUGUCUUUCAUCCCUAAAAGUCACUUGUGGCUCCUGGAAUGCGCUGAAACCUCGCAGUCCCCAGUGAGAUCUUCAUGACAUUUCCAUGCAGCCUGCGAUUCAGCUGAAACGCAACGUGCUUUGACGAGUCCAACACCCGUUGUGAUUUUAGUCUUGUUUAAACACUGAAAGGACACAGUACAAACAGAAAAAACAGCGUAAUUCCACACUGUCUUCCAGCUUCAACACACGUGGGGAAGGUUGUUAAUCCCUUUUGUCUGUUUCUAUUAACUCUUCAUCACAUGUGUUAAAACUGUUUCAAAUAUGGAUUCCUUUUAUUCCUAAACUGAGAGCUUGCCAGCCUUUUGGGGCUGACAAUGACUUCCUCUACCUCUUUUGUUUGUGUUCAGUUAAUCUCAACUUUGACCUUAAACUCAGCUCUUCUUCUUUUCUUUCGCUCACUUGAAGAUGCUUUUGGAAAAAAAGCAUACCAAUCAUCCACAGACAGAAAAUCUGUGCAUUAUCCUACAUUAUUCUAUAAACCUCCAUCUGAUGAUUAAAGCUUCUUCUCAAAUACUGAGAUGACAGGAUUCAGAGAAUCCUUUCAGCCAGAUGUCAUGUCUGAAUCAUAAAAAGGGAAAACACUUUGCUUCUCACCGACAACAAACUCCAGGUUUUUUCACCAGUAGUUUGUAUUUACCUGACCCCUGGCAGGUCUUUUUGUAUGAGUUGCUACUAACAACAUGACACAUUUAUGUUUUUUUUAAACAAAUCUAAGCAAAAAAUAAUUUUAUGACUAUUAUUAAGAUAUUUAUUGUCUCCUUUUGUAAAUAAAAUGUGAGUUUUAUUUGGCCUCUUUUAAUAAAAUGAGGACUGU